AUGAGUGACAACAACUUCAAACUGCCCAAACUGCCGGUCGAAUUGGUGGAACAAGAUACUCGGGAGAUGGACAGGAAGAGUUUCGCCAGUUUUGUGAACGUCUGCCGAAAAACGAUCUGCUCCAUUGCCGAACCGUAUCUAUACAAGGCAAUCAGCCUGACUCCAUCAAAGGCUGCCUAUCGUGAGGUGUUGACCUUAUUGGGAGCCAUUUGUAAACCGCCUCAUAUGGCUUCACGUACCGAAACACUCAAUAUGGACGAGCCGGAGAAGGACACAAGUGAUGUGAUGGAACUCGUUCAAAUGGCUGAUGCGAAAGAGUUGAUCGGAUCGACGGAGAACAGAUAUGUCAAGCAGAAGCCUGUCGAGGGUACAGAUGUAUGCGCAUUGAAAUUCAUCGACUCAAGGUGUGCUAUCCGGGAGUUCAAAGAAGUCGAGUUGCGUGCCAUCUGCAAUGACAAGGGGGUUGGCGUUAGAACCGAAUCAUAA
Molecule: messenger RNA, 486 nt
Organism: Histoplasma mississippiense
Lineage: Eukaryota; Fungi; Ascomycota; Eurotiomycetes; Onygenales; Ajellomycetaceae
Exons: 2
Coding region: 1-486 (161 amino acids)
Source: RefSeq, a predicted model, not a curated record